AUGCAAUAUUUUGAAUUAUAUUAAUAAGUUAACAGUAAAUUUAGAAGUAAUAUAAUAAUAAUAUCACUAGAUAGAAUGAAAAAUGUAAGAGACAGUAAUUCAUUUAGUAGAUUCAAGACUCGACAAAAGUCAAGGGAAAAUGAUCAAAAUUCUCAGAUUCUUAAAUUGCAAAGUUAAUAGAAUGUCAAAAGUAAAACAAUUCAGUCUAUCAUCUAGAGUUGCCUCCCAAAGCAUAGCAAGUGAGUUUCCAUCUCUUGCCCGAGAGUUAUUAGAGACCUAAGUCAAAACCUAUGGUUUAGCCAAUCCUACAAGUAUAAUAACUCCCAAUCAUUAAUAGAAACAUUCUAAGAGAGUGUUAGAUGAGUCUCAUAAUUACUUAACAACCAAGUAUUAGGCCAACAAACUUAUCAAGCAAAAUAGUUUUGUAAAGAAUCGCUCUAGAAAAAUGCAUUCUGUUAGUUAUUAUCAUUGUAAUUGAAACAUACAAAUAAUUAUAUAGAUGACAGUAUAUAAAAAGAGAAUGAUGAGUUUUGUAUGCAUUUUAACAACAUGUCCAACGUAUCCUUCAAAGAUUACAUAGAUGUAGAAUGUAUAAAUUCCAAUUAUAAACAUUAGCACGUGCCAACAAAAUGCCAUCCGACAAAUCCUAAGAAAUAAUUGAAGGCAAAAAGCUUCUGAGCUUGGGUUAAACAGAGGAAGCACAAAAGUUAUUCGAGGAAAUUCUCCAAGUCAGCAACAACCCAGAAGCCAGAUAUUUAAAUGGCCUAUGUCAUUUGAGCAAAUCUGAAUUCUCUGAAGCCAUAGCAGAUCUUAGUCUCUUAAUUUAACAACAACCCCACUAUAAAAGAAAUGCCUACAUUCUCUUAGCCAUAGCCUAUAAAAAAUCUAACUGUCCAAACGAUGCUUUAAACACUGUAUUUUUAUUCAUUUAAAUUUAUAGUUAACUCUGGCAAUCAAACAAUUUAACAAAUAUUUUGAUGCUUAUAUUUAUAGAGGCAAACUUUUGUUGAAAAUGAAAUAAUUUGAUCGCGCACUGAAGGAUUUUACUUCUGCAGUUGAAAUCUAGCCAAAAAAGGCCAUUUCUUAUAUUGGAUAGGCAGAUUGCUACAGAUAUAUGAAUCAACCAAAACAAAGUGUCUAAGCUUGUACUCAAGCUAUUGAAUGUCAAGAUUCCUCCUUCAGACAAGCCCUUAUUAAAAGAACUCUUUUGUAUAUUGAUUUAAAAGAAUAUGACUUUGCUCUUUCAGACAUUCAAGCUGUGUUGGAAGAAGAUUACUGUGAUUCCGAGGCCCUUUACAUCAAAGGUUUCAUUUGUACUAAAAAAUGUAAAUAAUUGUGCUAUUUCAUUCUAGAUCAAAUUCAAGAAGCCUUCCUUGCUUACGAGUAAUCAAUCAAACAUAACAAUUCAAAAAAGGCAGUGUCUAAAUCUCUCUAUGAAAUUGCUAAAAUUAAAAUCGAGCAAAGAGACUUUUAUGAGGCAUUUUAUUAAUUGAGUCGUGCUGAUUAUCUAGAUGUAGAUGAGAAGAUUUUAGAGAAAUUCAAGAUCUUUACAGACGGAGUCACAUUCCUAAUGAAACGUAAAUUUGAUGAAGGCGUAGAGGCUCUUACAACACUUAUAACCAAACACUAAGUUACUGACUUUUUGAAACCCCUUAUCUAUUAAUAUAGAGCCUAUGGAUACUUCUGUCAAUCAUAGUAUUAAAAAGCACUUAAUGAUCUCAAUCAAUUGACUUCCCUUGAAAAACCCUCGAUUUAUAAUAAACUUAUCGCUGAAGGCAUCCUUGCUGCUGUUGCUAAUUAAUUUGAACAAUCUUAGGGAUACUUUUUAAAAGCCUAAAAAUUAGUGCCCAAUAAAAUGGAACCCUACUUUUAUAAAGCCACCACGUUGGUUAAAUUCUAUAGUUAUCUCAUUCCAAAAGAUGACAUAGAAAAAAAGAAUAAAUUUUUGAAUGAUGCCAUUAAAUACAUGGACUUGGCGGUCAAAAUCAAUGAACAAUCCAAUCUCUUAUUCUAUAGGGGAAUUGUUCUUUUUGCUUAAGGGAGAUUAGAUGAUUCCCUAAUCGAUCUAGAUAAAGCAAUUGAAAAAUCAGAAGAUCAUGUAGCUAAACAUUUCUAUGUGAGAGGGUUGAUACAGGCAUGCAGAGAAGCAUUUGAACCAGCUGUUAACGAUUUAACAAUAGCAUUAAAUCUAGAUGAGAAACUUUUGGAUGCUUAUUUAAAUAGAGCCAAAGUGUUUCUAUCAUUGGGAGAUAGGAAAAGUGCUUAUUAUGAUGCUCAAAAAUACAAAGAAUGUAAAUAAACUGAUCCACAAACUGACAUUCUCUUAGGAAAUUUGUUUUUUUAGAUAGGAGCAUAUGAAGAUGCUAUUCAAUCCUAUUCUGACAGCAUCAGUUCAGAAAAAAGCUUAUAAGUGUUAUAUUUUAGAGCAAAAACAUACCUCGUAAUAAAGGAGUUGAAUAGUUCAAUGCUUGAUUUAUAGAAGAUAGUAGAAUAAUCCAAUGAUAUUCAUGCUAUUGUAGAUCUAAAUCUCCUAUAGUAAUUAAAAAAUACCUCAACUGCAAAUAAUGAUUAGAAUCUAUUUUAGGAGGGUCUGCAGUGUGUAAAUCAAAUCUUAAAAAAAGGAGCAGAAGGGAGGAUAUUCAAGAAAUCAGAUAUUCUAUUUUAUAGAGGCCUAUUUUAGUUCUAUUUAAAAUAAUAUGAUAGUGCUCAAUAGGCAAUGAGAGAGUCAUAUAAAAUUAAGGAGGAGCAAUAGAAAAAGGAAUAAGGGUCUAUGAAUGAUUCUGAUUAAUAUAUUUUAGAUCAAUUGAAUCAAACACAAAAGAAACUGGAAUACAAAAGCAAACCAUUGGAAGAAUUUGAAUUCAGUGAUAGAACCUACAAUUUAUUUGAGUAUUAUUUUAAUAGAUCUGCAAUCCAUUUACUAUUAGGAUAGAUUGACUCUGCACUUCAUUAUUUAGAACAAUUACAGGAGAACAUUUAAUAGCUAGAAAUCUAAGAACACCUCUCCUUAUUCAUUCAAUUAUUGAAAGAAGAUUAGAAUCCUAAAAGUGAAAUCAAUCCUGAGCUUUCUAAGUUGACUGAAUUCAUCAUUUUUCCUUAACACAAUAGAUUAUGCUCGAUCUACCCUAUAGUUAAGCUACCUUUGAAGAAAUAUAAGCAAAAUCUAUAAUUAAGAUUAUCUUUUUGUUUGCCCACAGUAGAGAUUCCAGAAAUGAGUAUCAAAUUCGAUGAUAAAUUACUUGAGACAAUUAGUGUAUAAAUCCAUUUAUAUACAAUAUUAGCCAACCGUAGUUGAAAACAAACCAGAAGCACCAUGGAUUAAACGAUCAGCUGAAGGUGUUAUUUUUACAGAUAAUGUCCAGAUAGUUGAAGAUUUAGACCUACAAUCAACUACAAGACCUUCAAAGAAGUAGACUGAAAUCGAAGAUCCAGAAUUCUAGCAAUUUGAAGAUUAGUUAAACCAUGCAAUUGAGAAAUAUGAUUAUAGUGAAAUAGACCAGCAAGAUGACAUUAUAGAAUAACCAAAUUAAGCCAUAGAUUUGUAACAGCUUAAACAAAACUUAAUGCUCGAUUCAAAAAUUGCAGACAAAUUAAAUUCCAUUCUAUAAAAAAAAGCUUAAAAUUGACUCAUAUAUCUAUCUAUUUAUUCAUUUACAUAAAG
Molecule: messenger RNA, 3661 nt
Organism: Paramecium octaurelia
Lineage: Eukaryota; Ciliophora; Oligohymenophorea; Peniculida; Parameciidae
Source: the annotation of a GenBank genome assembly